GUCGUCCUCUGCUUCCGCCUCCGCCAUCCCUAGUUCUUCUUCAACCUCCAGCUCGCAACUUCGCACCGCCGCGACGGGCGGCGCUUCCAAGAAAACCCCAAAACUUCGCCGGCGGCUUCUCUUCCAAAAGGUGCGGCACUGACCUCAGGGCCGCUCCGAAAUCCCUAGCUUUCAGUUCCUGGGUCUGCAAAUUGAACGCCGCGUUCUGCAUUCUGGGUAUCGAAGGCGUUCGUCGCGCUCGUGAAAAGCUCGGGGGGUUCGCGAUCAUGGGCAAGCCCGGCUCUCGGUCGGAUUUAGCGUCGAAAGCCGACCGCAAGUUCGAGAAGAAGGUCCAGUUUUACGCCAAGGUUAGAGAUAACGCCGUGUCCUUGAGUGCUAAAAGUGCUAUUGGCAAGAAGAAGAAAUUGAGAAGUCGGCAGAAAAAGUUGAAAGCUUAUGACCUCUCUGCUCUCUCCGAGUUCCUUCCUGAGGCAGAGACCAAGCAAUUACGUCCACCCACUGAGUUCAAGUUGAGUUGCAGAUCUAGGGGGAAGUUAAUAUUGAAGGAAGGGAAGCAGUUGAGUACAGUCCUUAGCCAUCCGGCUUUCCAUUCAAAUCCGCUGGCUGCCAUUCAACAGCACUUAGAGAGCACACAACCUGUCAUGGAUGAGAAACCCAAGAAGAAGAGCAAAACUGGAGGAAAGAAGAGGAAAAGCAAGAAAGUAAAGGCCGCUUCUGCCAGUCAGUCAAUGGAGAUUUAAAUCCACGUCUCAUUGCCAGAGAAGAUUUUUUUUUUUUUGCCUCCAAUGAUGAAAGUAAAAUGAUGAGCGCGUGGGAUGGUUGAAUUUUUCUAUUGUCCGUUUGCCCUUUUCCUUCUUUCAAAGAUGAUUACCGAAAUGAGCGGGCACGCAUGCUUCCACCGGCAUGCCAGUCUUUGUUGUAUGGAAGCGCUGUACAGAAAUUGACCAUAGUCUUGACUUUGUGGUAUGAUUUCUUGUUCUGAAUGUUUUAAAGUGCCUGUCCCAUUCUAA
Eucalyptus grandis is the source of this 1010-nucleotide messenger RNA. RefSeq names its product putative ribosome biogenesis protein slx9-like. The transcript is spliced from 5 exons. Gene Ontology annotation, cellular component: preribosome, small subunit precursor; 90S preribosome; nucleolus. The coding region runs from base 267 to 740 and encodes 157 amino acids. The record is from RefSeq and is a predicted model, not a curated record. Lineage: Eukaryota; Viridiplantae; Streptophyta; Magnoliopsida; Myrtales; Myrtaceae. Gene Ontology annotation, biological process: maturation of SSU-rRNA from tricistronic rRNA transcript (SSU-rRNA, 5.8S rRNA, LSU-rRNA).